CUUGAAAUAGAGACUGUAUGGUGUAAUGGAAAAAACAGCCUUGGAAUCUGAGAGCCUGAUUCCUGGAUUCAGUCCCAGUUCUGCGUGACCUUGGACAAGUUACUUUACUUCUCUGAAUUUCCGUUUCCUCCUCUGCAAAAUGAGGAUAGCAACAGCCACCUUGCAACCCUGACUGGAACGCGCCCCGCACACCCCGCGCCUGCCUGGAGGAAGAGCAGCCAUGAUUACGCCGCCGCCGCUCCGCUACCCGCUUGCGGCUGGCGCCCUCCCCCAGCAGGUGUAGGCGCUGCCGCGCUGCCCCACGCCUUUCCGCCGCUCGCGGGCCUGCGCCUCGGCGUCCCCAAGGAGGCCGCUGCAGGCUGAGGUAGCGCACCGGCCUCUCGCGUCCCAGUCCCGCCCUGGGCGGAGGCAGUGCGGGCGACCCAGCUCCGACGCGGAGGCCCGGCCCCACCGAGUGCGGAGGAGCGCAGGCGGCCCCCGCCCCUCGGCCCUCCCCUCCGGCCCUCCCUCCGCUCCCUCCGCCCUUGCGCGCCGCCCGCCCGGGUCGCCGCGGGGCCGUGGUGUACGUGCAGAGCGCGCAGAGCGAGUGGCGCCCGCAUGCCCUGCGCUCCUCCACAGCCUGGGCCGGGCCGCCGGGGAGGCUGAGGCGGCGGCGGCGGCGGCGGCCGAGGGGGCCGGUCUUGCGCUCCCCAGGCCCGCGCGCUUGAGUCCAGGUUGCCAUUCGCCGCACAGGCCGCGUUCUCUCAGCCCUCGGCUGCGAUGAGGCGCUGAGGCGGCCGCCGGCGCUGCGCCGGAGACUAGGACUCGGAAGCGGCCGGGCCGAGGGCGCGGGGUGCCGGCCUCCCUGAGGCGAGGGUAGCGGGUACAUGGCGCAGUAACGGCCCCUAUCUCUCUCCCCGCUCCCCAGCCUCGGGCGAGGCCGUCCGGCCGCCACCCCACUUGCUCGGCCGCCGCCGUCUCCGCCGCCGCUGCCGCCGCCGCCGCCGCCGCCGCCAUGGCCAAUGACAGCGGCGGGCCCGGCGGGCCGAGCCCGAGCGAGCGAGACCGGCAGUACUGCGAGCUGUGCGGGAAGAUGGAGAACCUGCUGCGCUGCAGCCGCUGCCGCAGCUCCUUUUACUGCUGCAAGGAGCACCAGCGUCAGGACUGGAAGAAGCACAAGCUCGUGUGCCAGGGCAGCGAGGGCGCCCUCGGCCCCGGAGUGGGCCCGCACCAGCACUCCGGCCCCGCGCCGCCGGCUGCAGCGCCGUCGCCCAGGGCCGGGGCCCGGGAGCCCAGGAAGGCAGCGGCGCGCCGGGACAACGCCUCCGGGGACGCGGCCAAGGCAAAAGCAAAGGCCAAGCCCCCGGCCGACCCCGCGGCGGCCGCGUCGCCGUCUCGCGCGGCCCCCGGCGGCCAGGGCUCGGCGGUGGCCGCCGAGGCCGAGCCCGGGAAGGAGGAGCCGCCGGCCCGCUCAUCGCUGUUCCAGGAGAAGGCGAACCUGUACCCCCCGAGCAACACGCCCGGGGAUGCGCUGAGCCCCAGCGGCGGCCUGCGGCCCAACGGGCAGACGAAGCCCCUGCCGGCGCUGAAGCUGGCGCUCGAGUACAUCGUGCCGUGCAUGAACAAGCACGGCAUCUGUGUGGUGGACGACUUCCUCGGCAAGGAGACCGGACAGCAGAUCGGCGACGAGGUGCGCGCCCUGCACGACACCGGGAAGUUCACGGACGGGCAGCUGGUCAGCCAGAAGAGCGACUCGUCCAAGGACAUCCGAGGCGAUAAGAUCACCUGGAUCGAGGGCAAGGAGCCCGGCUGCGAAACCAUUGGGCUGCUCAUGAGCAGCAUGGACGACCUGAUCCGCCACUGUAACGGGAAGCUGGGCAGCUACAAAAUCAAUGGCCGGACGAAAGCCAUGGUUGCUUGUUAUCCGGGCAAUGGAACGGGUUAUGUACGUCAUGUUGAUAAUCCAAAUGGAGAUGGAAGAUGUGUGACAUGUAUAUAUUAUCUUAAUAAAGACUGGGAUGCCAAGGUAAGUGGAGGUAUACUUCGAAUUUUUCCAGAAGGCAAAGCCCAGUUUGCUGACAUUGAACCCAAAUUUGAUAGACUGCUGUUUUUCUGGUCUGACCGUCGCAACCCUCAUGAAGUACAACCAGCAUAUGCUACAAGGUACGCAAUAACUGUUUGGUAUUUUGAUGCAGAUGAGAGAGCACGAGCUAAAGUAAAAUAUCUAACAGGUGAAAAAGGUGUGAGGGUUGAACUCAAUAAACCUUCAGAUUCAGUCGGUAAAGACGUCUUCUAGAGCCUUUGACCCAGCAAUACCCCACUUCACCUACAGUAAUUGUUGACGCUGUUUGUUAACUUGUGAAUAAGAAUAAAUGGGAUAAAGAAAAAUAGACAACCAGUUUGCAUUUUAAUAAGGAAACAGAAACAACUUUUUGUGUUGCAUCAAACAGAAGAUUUUGACUGCUGUGACUUUGUACUGCAUGAUCAACUUCGAAUCUGUGAUUGCUUACAGGAAGAAGAUAAGCUACUAAUUGAAAAUGGUUUUUACGUCUGGAUAUGAAAUAAGUGCCCUGUGUAGAAUUUUUUUCAUUCUUAUAUUUUGCCAGAUCUGUUAUCUAGCUGAGUUCAUUUCAUCUCUCCCUUUUUUAUAUCAAGUUUGAAUUUGGGAUAAUUUUUCUAUAUUAGGUACCAUUUAUCUAAACUGAAUUGAGAAAAAAUUACAGUAUUAUUCCUCAAAAUAACUUCAAUCUAUUUUUGUAAACCUCUUCAUACUAUUAAAUUUUGCCCUAAAAGACCUCUUAAUAAUGAUUGUUGCCAGUGACUGAUGAUUAAUUUUAUUUUACUUAAGAAAAGGAGCACUUUAAUUACAACUGAAAAAUCAGAUUGUUUUGUAGUCCUUCCUAUCUUACACUAAUUUGAACUCUUCAAGAUUGCUGCUUUUUUUGACAUUGUCAGUAAUGAAACCUAAUUGUAAAACAUUUGCCAUUUACUACCAAUAACUUUUAGUUAAUGUUUUAUAAGGAAAAAGACACAAUAAGAAGAGUUUAAUUUUUUUUUCUUUGUUUGUUUUUUGAGACAGUCUUGCUCUGUUACCCAGGCUGGAGUGCAGUGGUGCAUUCUUGGCUCACUGCAACCUCCGCCUCCCAAGUUCAAGCAAUCCUCCCAUCUCAGCCUCCCAACUAGCUGGGACUACAGGCACACACCACCAUGCUUGACUAAUUUUUAUAUUUUUAGUAGAGACGGGGUUUUGCCAUGUUGCCUAGGCUGGGGUUUAAGUUAAAUUUUUUUAAAAACUAAAGUGACUGGCACUAAGUGAACUUGAGAUUAUCCUCAGCUUCAAGUUCCUAAGAUAAGGGCUUUCAUAAGCUUUCAGGUAUAUGUAUCCUGUAGAUAUAGACAAUAAUGUCCCAUUUCUAAGUCUUUUCCUUUUGCUUCUCCUUAAAUUGAUCAUACUUCCAAAUUUGCUGUUACGUUUUUUUCCUAAUGCUGUGAUCUCUCUGAUCUGUAGACAAGAACCUUGUCUCUGCUGAAGAGCAUCAUGGGGAGAUUAUGUACACGUUGAAACCGAAGUGUGUUGUUACCGACUUAAUGUGCAGUAACUCCUCACAUAUCUGUUAAGGCAUUUCCCAGAUGUGAUGCCAGCCUUCUUACCUGUACUGAAAGAUGUUUAGCUUAGAAAAAACAAAGCAGGUGCAAAAUCAGAUAAUUUUAUUUUGUUUCAUGGGUUUUAUUUACUUUUUAAACAACGAGGGAAUAUUAGAAAAUCACACAAGGCCUCCCCGACUUGUUAUUUAAAGAAUGAAUUGGGACAGGUGGCUUAGACUUCACUUUCCUAGGCUUUUUAGCAAAACCUAAAGGGUGGAUCCAUGUUUUGCAUGAAUUAUGGAUGUGAGACCUUGCCCGCUUAGGUUUUCUAUCUCUGUCCUUGAUCUUCUUUGCCAAAAUGUGAGUAUACAGAAAUUUUCUGUAUAUUUCAACUGUUUUUAGCAUCUGUAUAGUUUGUAUUCAGUUAGAGACCUUUUCUGUGGGAAGCUCAGUAAUUUUUAUUAAAAGAUUGCCAUUGCUAUUCAUGUAAAACAUGAAAAAAAAACUGGGUAGCGAAGCCAACAGUGUGGACUUCGGGUGGGAUUGAAUGUUCAGUAUAGUGACCUCACUUAGGAGAAUUUGCAGGAGAAAGUGAGAGUUUCAUGUUGUUUUUUUCCUCGCCCAUAUUCAGUUUUGUUCUACUUCUUCCCCUUCCUUCCAGAUGAUAACAUCACUUCUCUACAGUAAGUGCCUCUGCCAGCCCAACCCGGGAGCGCAAGUUGUCUUUGCCAUCUGGUCUAUAGUACAGUGCGCGGCGUUAGGCCACAACUCAAAAGCAUUAUCUUUUUUAGGGUUAGUAGAAAUUGUUUUAUGUUGAUGGGAGGUUUGAUUAUCAAGAUGUACAGCCACAGCCUUUUAAUUUGGGAGCCCCUGUUGUCAUUCAAAUGUGUACCUCUACAGUUGUAAAAUGUAUCAGAUUCUGCUAUCUGUGGGUUGUGCUUGCCAGACAGGUCUUAAAUUGUAUAUUUUUUGGAAAAGUUUAUAUACUCUCUUGGAAAUUAUUGUGAAAAGAUCAAGAAAUCAGGAUGGCCAUUUCUUUAAUAUCCAUUCAUUUCAUGUUAGUGGGACUAUUAACUUGUCACCAAGCAGGACUCUCUUUCAAACAAAAUUUAAAACUGUUUGUGGCCUAUAUGUGUUUAAUCCUGGUUAAAGAUAAAGCUUCAUAAUGCUGUUUUUAUUCAACACAUUAACCAGCUGUAAAACACAGACCUUUAUCAAUAGUAGGCAAAGAUUUUCAGGAUUCAUAUACAGAUAGACUAUAAAGUCAUGUAAUUUGAAAAGCAGUGUUUCAUUAUGAAAGAGCUCUCAAGUUGCUUGUAAAGCUAAUCUAAUUAAAAAGAUGUAUAAAUGUUCUUGAAAACAUUA
Messenger RNA from Piliocolobus tephrosceles (Ugandan red Colobus), 4929 nucleotides. RefSeq names its product egl-9 family hypoxia inducible factor 1 (gene EGLN1). Gene Ontology annotation, biological process: peptidyl-proline hydroxylation to 4-hydroxy-L-proline; cellular response to hypoxia. The record is from RefSeq and is a predicted model, not a curated record. NCBI's taxonomy places the organism in Eukaryota, Metazoa, Chordata, Mammalia, Primates, Cercopithecidae. The transcript has 5 exons. Bases 995 to 2275 code for a protein of 426 amino acids. Gene Ontology annotation, cellular component: cytoplasm; nucleus. Gene Ontology annotation, molecular function: peptidyl-proline 4-dioxygenase activity; L-ascorbic acid binding; ferrous iron binding.